CGCUCGGGACUGGCUUACGGCGGGGAGCGUCCCUCCGGUCCGCGGCUGGCGGGGUGCGGGGGCCAUGGAGCGCUACGCGGGCGCCUUGGAGGAGGCGGUGGACGGGGCUCGGCAGCAGGAGCGGCACUACCAGCUGCUGUCGGCGCUGCAGAGCCUGGUCAAGGAGCUGCCCAGCUCUUUCCAGCAGCGCCUGUCCUACACCACGCUCAGCGACCUGGCCCUGGCGCUCCUCGACGGCACCGUGUUCGAGAUCGUGCAGGGGCUGCUGGAGAUCCAGCACCUCACCGAGAAGAGCCUCUACAACCAACGCCUGCGGCUGCAGAACGAGCACCGAGUGCUCAGGCAGACACUGCGGCAGAAGCACCAGGAAGCCCAGCAGGCCUGCCGGCCCCACAACUUGCCCGUGCUCCAGGCAGCUCAGCAGCGUGAGCAGGAGGCGAUGGAGCACCGGAUCCGUGAGGAGCAGCGGGCCAUGGACCAGAAGAUCAUCCUGGAGCUGGACCGGAAGGUGGCGGACCAGCAGAGCACGCUGGAGAAGGCGGGGGUCGCCGGCUUCUACGUGACCACCAACCCGCAGGAGCUGACACUACAGAUGAACCUGCUGGAGCUCAUCCGGAAGCUGCAGCAGAGGGGCUGCCCGGCGGGGAAGGCAGCCCUGUGAGCAGGUGGGGUCCCUGCCAGUUACCCACUGCCCCCACAAUAGCAGGAAGCUGACGUCUGGCCACCACCUGCCGAGGCGCCUGCAGGAAGGGUCACCUCUGAGGAGAGGCAGGGUGGACCCUGGCUGUGUCUGCCACCCACCUUUGUCGGCAGGGGGGGUGGGGGGG
This is a messenger RNA of Eptesicus fuscus (big brown bat), 827 nucleotides long. RefSeq names its product DiGeorge syndrome critical region gene 6 like. The transcript has 5 exons. The record is from RefSeq and is a predicted model, not a curated record. Bases 65 to 661 code for a protein of 198 amino acids. NCBI's taxonomy places the organism in Eukaryota, Metazoa, Chordata, Mammalia, Chiroptera, Vespertilionidae.